Linepithema humile (Argentine ant) is the source of this 2656-nucleotide messenger RNA. RefSeq names its product protein Skeletor, isoforms B/C. The record is from RefSeq and is a predicted model, not a curated record. Lineage: Eukaryota; Metazoa; Arthropoda; Insecta; Hymenoptera; Formicidae.
CGCGCGUCCCACGGCGGUGGCUCCGUGGUGUGUGGUGGCCCUCUCGGCGCCGGCUCCGCUGCUGCUGCUGCUACCGCGCCGUGCGUGGCUCACCAGGUCAGGACGGUGCUGUUGGAUCCCGUUGAGAGGAUAACACGCGCGCGAUAAGGUCGGGAGCGCGGUUGCGGCAAAGGGCAGUCAGGAUCCAUCGAGUGCCACGACAUACACGUAGGGAUGUAUCGAGAGGGGGUGGAAUCGGCAGAUCGAAUAUAAGUGCGCGCGUGUGGUUCGUGUGUGUAUACAUGUGCCAUUGUCACCACCGUCCGCCGCAGUAACAGAAAAGAAGAGAUCUCAACUCGCCGUGACCGGAAGCACUGAAAAAUGGAUGCAACGCCGCAACGAGUCAUUUCCAGUUUACUUCUGUUUAUUCUCGCCACAUUACACUUUGGUUAUGCUAGAAACGGACCCAACUACUAUGGCAAGUUUAUUGGAUCUUUACAAGAAUACGCACAUGGUAUCAAAGGUAAGGUGUACGCCGUUGACGAUGCAACGAUAUUUAUAAAAGGAUUCUGUUACGACGGCACCGGACCGGAUGCUUACUUCUGGGUUGGAAACAGUAGCAUGCCCAAUCCCGAUGGUUACAUCGUACCUUAUCCCGAGAUUGAUAAAAAUAGAGACCCACAACAGUUGACGGCGUAUAACUAUUCAGACAUUAUUCUGAAGUUACCCGGAGGAAAACGCAUACGAGACAUCAAAUGGCUGAGCGUUUGGUGCAGAAGGUUUACGGUCGAUUUCGGCGACGUUUUCAUACCGGAUAAUUUGAAAGUACCAAAAUUGCAAGUACUUCCCGAGUUUUCGAGAUUGGCGCACGGUCUCCGCAGCGGUAACAUCAGUAUUCUAGACAGCAAAACCAUCUACAUUCCGAAUUUGCAUUACGACGGCGGCGGUCCAGACGCUUAUUUCUGGGUGGGCAAUGGCUCGGAACCCAGCCAUUUCGGUAUCAAGGUCCCCAAUGAAGUGGGCAGUUUGGCACCAUUAAGAGGAUACGAAGGAGUGGACAUUGAGAUCGUCCUACCGGGGAGCUUGACAGUGUACGAUAUCAGCUGGCUUGCGGUGUGGUGCGUUGAAUACAGACACAAUUUCGGGCAUGUUCUAAUUCCAAAGGACCUCGACGUCCCUCCAGCUCUCGGCCAAACGAAAAUUACGCCGCCGUGGUGGUACAAUCCGACAAGUAGCACACCGAGACCUAAGGAAGGAACUGUGAUCAAUUGUAAGGAGAUGCUACAGGGCCGUGUUCAAGUGCAGUGGGAGCUGAUGAACGAGGAUGUGCAGAUUCGGCUCUCAGGACGCAUCGAAGAGAAUCAGUACAUAGCGUUUGGAUUGUCGGGUCAGCAGGGCAGAGCCCGAAUGAUGGGUGGCGAUGUCGUCGUAGUCGGGUUCGACAAUAUCACUGGCAAAUUCUUUGCCGAAGAUUAUCACGUGUCAGAUCUUGCUCAGUGCAACGGCAAGAGGGGCGUAUGUCCGGAUAAAAGGAUCGGUGGGCGAAACGACGCGGUGUUCGUAAGUGGAGACCGGAAGAACGGCAUAACAUCGGUUGCAUACAUGCGUCCUUUGAGGACUAAUGAGCCAGUGAUGGACAAGAUGAUUUUAGAAAAGGAAAUGAGCGUGAUUGUUGCCAUCGGACCUCUAAAUAUAAGGGGCGAAGCCAAUGCUCAUGAGCAAUUCGAUGUAAACACUGAGGAUAUUCGUAUUGAUUUUACGGCAAAAAAUGUGCACGAUUGUACAAAUUCUCUGUACAAUGUUUCAUACGAUGCCAUACUUAAACCUUGGACACCGGCUGUUAUCACUGAUAAACAUACUUUUAGUGCAAGAAUUGGACCGACUGGCUCAAAAAGGGGAUACUCGCAUAUAACAGGUACCCCCUCUUGGGGCAUCGCAUGGUACAUCAAUGACCAGCUGAUCCCAGAGCUCCAAGUCGAGCGAGGUCAGACUUAUACUUUCAUUGUAGAGGGUGGAGACAGACCUUCUAAUCCUGCUAGAUAUCAUCCAUUCUACAUAACUAGCAGUGCACAAGGUGGUAUGGGACAGAAAAAAAUUGAGGAACAAGAAGAGGAAAAGGUAUAUGCCGGCGUAGAGCUGGAUGAGGAGGGAUAUGCUGUCCCGACCGCAGCCGGUCGUUAUUGCGAAUGGGUCCGUACCACGGUAGAGAAUCCAGACAACUACGAGACAUUUAAGAGCUUCUUCGAAACGCUUGAACUUAAGUGUGAUAUGGGCGAACCUGCCAAGCUUGUAUGGACCGUAGAGAAAGACACACCGGAUUUAGUAUAUUAUCAGUGUUUCACGCACACUCAUUUGGGAUGGAAGAUUCACGUCGUCGACGUAGGAUAUGGAAAAGCUAGCGGCGUCAGUCAAGUUUUGCCUACAUUUACGACGUUCGUGGCGUUUAUCGUCGUACUAUUUUUAUUCUUGAGAUGAAUCGUUGGGUUUUCUUCUUUUAACGCCGGACAAAUAGGAAAUGAAGAUAACGACGAAAAUUGAUCAAUUUAAGAUGAUCAAGAAACCUACGAUAUACAUAAGAUUAUUAAAUCGGCGAAACACGAUACAAGGUUGUAAGAAAGUAUUUAGCACGUAAAAAAUCUACUUAUAAGGUAAAAGAUUAGCAAAAUAUUUUUAAGAU